AUGAAAUUCACUCUGAUCUCUUCUUGUAUUGCAAUUGCUGCACUGGCUGUCGCAGUUGACGCUGCCCCUGGCGAAAAGAAAAUCAGCAUUCCUUUAGCAAAGAAUCCCAACUACAAGCCUAGUGCUAAGAACGCCAUUCAAAAGGCCAUUGCCAAGUACAACAAACACAAGAUCAAUACUUCUACUGGUGGUAUUGUCCCUGAUGCUGGUGUUGGUACUGUCCCAAUGACUGAUUAUGGAAACGAUAUCGAGUACUAUGGUCAGGUCACCAUUGGUACUCCUGGUAAAAAGUUCAACCUUGACUUUGAUACCGGUUCCUCCGAUUUAUGGAUUGCUUCUACUUUAUGUACCAACUGUGGUUCUCGUCAAACCAAGUACGAUCCCAAGCAAUCUAGCACUUACCAAGCUGACGGUCGUACCUGGUCCAUCUCUUAUGGUGAUGGCUCCUCUGCUAGCGGUAUCUUGGCCAAGGACAAUGUCAACUUGGGCGGUCUCCUCAUCAAGGGUCAAACUAUCGAAUUAGCCAAGCGUGAAGCCGCCAGCUUCGCCAAUGGCCCCAAUGACGGUCUUUUGGGUCUCGGUUUCGACACGAUCACUACUGUUCGUGGUGUCAAGACCCCUAUGGAUAACUUGAUCAGCCAAGGCCUCAUCAGCCGUCCCAUCUUUGGUGUCUAUCUCGGCAAGGCCAGCAACGGCGGCGGCGGUGAAUACAUCUUUGGUGGCUAUGAUUCCACCAAGUUCAAGGGCCCCUUGACAACUGUUCCUAUUGACAACUCUCGUGGCUGGUGGGGUAUCACUGUCGACCGUGCUACGGUUGGCACUAGCACUGUUGCUAGCUCCUUCGAUGGUAUCCUCGACACCGGAACCACUCUCUUGAUCCUCCCCAACAACGUUGCUGCCAGCGUUGCUCGCGCUUAUGGCGCCUCUGACAAUGGUGAUGGUACUUACACCAUCUCUUGUGACACUUCCAGAUUCAAGCCUCUUGUCUUUAGCAUCAAUGGUGCCUCUUUCCAAGUCUCUCCUGAUUCCCUCGUCUUUGAGGAAUACCAAGGUCAAUGUAUCGCUGGUUUCGGUUAUGGUAACUUUGACUUUGCUAUCAUUGGUGAUACCUUCUUGAAGAACAACUAUGUUGUCUUCAACCAAGGCGUUCCUGAAGUCCAAAUCGCUCCUGUCGCUCAAUAA
Molecule: messenger RNA, 1182 nt
Organism: Rhizopus microsporus ATCC 52813
Lineage: Eukaryota; Fungi; Mucoromycota; Mucoromycetes; Mucorales; Rhizopodaceae
Product: rhizopuspepsin II
Exons: 2
Coding region: 1-1182 (393 amino acids)
Biological process (GO): proteolysis
Molecular function (GO): aspartic-type endopeptidase activity
Source: RefSeq, a predicted model, not a curated record